Symbiodinium sp. CCMP2592 is the source of this 792-nucleotide messenger RNA. The record is from the annotation of a GenBank genome assembly. NCBI's taxonomy places the organism in Eukaryota, Dinophyceae, Suessiales, Symbiodiniaceae.
AUGGGCAUGAGUGCCAGAAUUGAUGGCGUUUGCAUGGUUCAGCAAGUGGCAUUCUUUAAUUCUCGAGCUGCGGCAUCGACCACUCGCUGUGAGUGGAGGUGUUCGGUGGUGACGUCAGGUUGCGACGUCGUUCCGUGCAUCGGGCCAAAUAGUGCGCUGGGCUGCAGUGCUGCCCGUGAUGCACGCUCAUCUUGUUUUUUUUGUUUUUGCAUCGAUGCUCGUUCCCGCUGUCGUGCAAUGGGGCUCGGUAGAGCCAGACGUGCUACCGUCAUGGCGGUGGUUUUCGCUUACUUGUGCCAUCGAACUUGCUUCUUCGAUGGCUCCUUCUCGCCGAUGGCUGUCAAAGCUGGUUGCGCGAGACUGGACACGGCUCCGGUUUUCUGGCAGCACCCCGAGGACGCGGAGUGGAUGCGGAAGUACGGUUUCGGUUCGGAGACGCUGGCGGCCUUCUUGAGACUCUGGGAGGUGUUCUCGGACGUGUGCGGAAAUGAUCUGCGUCUGGUUCGCAUCGGAAAGAAGGAUCAGUUGCCGGACUUUCGCGUGGAUCAUUCGGCGCACCCGGUCGAUGACGGAGGAUGGUCGGUGGCGGCUCAGCUGUUGUGCGCUCUGGAGUCCGGGGAGUAUGUCGUGCGAAUGGCAAACCAGGAUCUUCUGGCCGUUCGUUUGACGGGAGCUGCUGCUUCGUCUCGUGAGAAGGUUUUGGCCUUGGGCCCGUCUUUGCAGCCGCUGACAUGCAAGCUGCGCCCGUGCGACAGGGCACGGCAGCGGGAGCAUGCCGCUUCUUUUCAGUGA